This is a messenger RNA of Hippopotamus amphibius kiboko, 9012 nucleotides long. RefSeq names its product cullin 4B (gene CUL4B). NCBI's taxonomy places the organism in Eukaryota, Metazoa, Chordata, Mammalia, Artiodactyla, Hippopotamidae. The transcript is spliced from 19 exons. Gene Ontology annotation, biological process: protein ubiquitination; ubiquitin-dependent protein catabolic process; DNA damage response. Bases 4305 to 6830 code for a protein of 841 amino acids. The record is from RefSeq and is a predicted model, not a curated record. Gene Ontology annotation, molecular function: ubiquitin protein ligase binding. Gene Ontology annotation, cellular component: Cul4B-RING E3 ubiquitin ligase complex.
CUUCCCAGAGGGGGGAGGCACCUACCAGUCAGGGACCUUCCCAGAGGGGGGAGGCACCCACCAGUCAGGGACCUUCCCAGAGCGGGGAGGCGCCCACCAGUCAGGGACCUUCCCAGAGAGGGGAGGCACUGUGAUAAACUCUGGUGUGAAUGUGUGUGUGAGUGAGCGCCCUGGUUCGUCCUCGUUCCAGGGCGAUUGUGUGGCUCCACGGCCUUCGUGGCUACGGAGUCCGAGUGGGCCCUAACCUGCGGUUCCGUGGUGACCUCAUGGCUCAGGGCGGUAUCUGUCUCUGGGGGACCCAGUCCCUCUCUACAAGUCAGAUUCAAGUGGGAGUCUAUACCACCCGCCAAAGCUAAGAGGCACCGAAGCUCCCCACGGGGACAUGGCCAGGUGGGCACCUGAGUGGCCUUCUCCUCAGAGGGGACACCCAUCCUUGUUUGUCUUUGUGUCAUCGACACAGGGGGGAAUUGGUUACUGAUUUGAUUUAGCAAUUGUGCAUGUCCAAAUGGCCCUUUUGCCCUAGGACCCUCCGCCAAAGUUUUCUUAAAAUUUUAAGGCUCACUCACCCCUUCCGUCAGCUGACUCUUUGAGCCGACUUAUUGAGAAAUUAGGUUUUCCCCCAAAGACUUGCCCCUUUUGCCAGACAGAUCUGCACCUCUCUCUAGGUCCCCUGGGCCAGUCCGUGUGGAGCGGUACACUCUGAUGUGUUCUUGUAUAAUUUUGGAUUCUCAUUACGAGGCUGCCUUCGUCUGUCACCUUUCCUUCAUAAUCCCCUGAUUCCCCAAGGAUUUCAGGCUCUUCACUUAGGCGAGGAGUACACAUACUGCUCCUCCACCUGCUCAGUGCCCUCGAGAGGGUCAACCACCCCAGACACCCUCUGGAGCCCCACCUGAAGGUAUUCCUAUGCGAACCCCAUUGCAGGGGAACACCUCCUUUCAGCCCCAUCUCCCUGAGACAUUUUAUGAUUAGGGCCAUCUUCAGGGAGGCACGUAAUCGUGCUGUCCAUCUGAGAAUACUGGGCUUUCCAGGAGUGGCGACAUCAGUGCUACCUAGGUUAUUAGGCCCUAAGACAAGGCCCUUUACGAGUGCGCCCCUCUCCUUCCUGGUCAAAGAAAUAAAUUACACUUGUCAACAAAGGGGAGACAAAGUCAUCUUAGGAGGAACUUGCUUGUACCUUUGAGAGGUAAAUGUCUUAUCUGGUCAUCUAAGGAACACUUCUCUCUGCUAUCUUUUGAAUGCAAAAUAAUUAAAAUAAAAUAAUUUAAAACUUGAAUUGCCAAAGAUAAAUAGAAAUCCUAAGUGUCUUUUCUGCGAAUAGUAAAAGGAUUUAGCCAUCUAGAUAGGUGACCUCGAUUUGUUCCAUCUGCUAGAAGCCAAUUUAAAUCCAAACCCUUGUGACUUGAUGGCUUUUAUGUUGUACCUGACUCAGUACUGAAAUUUUAGAAUGAGAAUUAUGAGGCCUCUGUGUUUGUGUGUUCAUAUGUAUCUAUAUGUUCAUUGUAGGUGUAUGGUAUUGCCAAAAGAAUUCAUAAAAGAACUCUAAUUGCCUUUAAAAAAAUUAUUAUUAAGCGCUUAUAAAUACUCAGAAAUAGAAAAUAAUCUGGCCGGAAUGAAUUUCAGGUUCAUGACAUCUGGAAAAUUCAGUACUAAACUGAUAUCUAGUAUUGAAUACGGUUUAAGCUUCCUGGUUUGAUUAAUAUAGACAUGUUUUAGAGUCAUCAACAUUAAGUAUAAUUUUUUUAUAUAAAUUUUUAUUGUGCCUAGAUGUAAUAUAAGCUAAAUAAAGUUUUGUUAUAUCUGUUAUAAAUUAGUUAGCAUGGAAAGUAACCUGAUGUAAAAAAAAAACUUCUGAGGAAAGAAAAUAUAAACGAGAUAAAAGCUUUUAGAUAAACCCUGUCAAGAAUUAUGCUUUAGGAAUAUCUACUUAAAAUAGUCUCUCCAGAUUCUGGUAACUUGAGAUUCUGGAGUUGCCCUAAAUUAAGUGAUGAAAGCUUAUUGCCUAGCUGGAUCAUUCCCAAAUAAAAGAAGAUACUAAAACAUAAAUUACUAAACAUUGGCUUCCUUUACAGAGAGACAAAAAGAUAUUUAGGACUACUGAUAAAUAUGCUUGGUGCCACGUUUUAAGAAGAAAGCAAAUGUUUUUAGAAAAUAUCACUGUUAUUUAUGUUCACCAAUCUACAGAAUGCUGUCACAAGAGACAGUUCAUGGUUGCUUAAGGAAAGUAAGAUGUAUAUUUUCCGUAAAGAAGGCCUGAGGAAUGGAGUUACAUUUUAUUAAGAGAAAAGUAGGUCUGACUUAUGGGUGACUGAAUGGGAGAUAAAGUAAUGAUACAGAAAGUGAUAAGGUUUGUGGAAAGUGGACCCCGAGAAAAGUUUUGUGCAUGAUCAGGAUUGACUAAGUUUAGAUAAAUUUAGUUGAAUAAAUUAAUUUGGAAAAUAAGCUGGUGCAAAACUUGAAUUUGGCUUUUCUCUCUGAUAAGAGGACAAGUUUUCUUUAAAUGUUGAACUGCCUUUUGAUGAAAGAUUUUAAGUUUCCUUACCUUUUAAGUGAUCUGUUCUUGUUACUUUGGCUAAGUGACUAACUAUUGUUUCAGUUACCUGUGAGCCUAUCUGACGGAGUGUUCUGGACCCUUUUUGGGUAUUUUGGACAAAACUUCCUAAAACAAAUUCUGAUGAAAUCCUUUUCACCUAUAGCUAACUCUGAGAUGCUUCAAAGGGCCCUGAAAUAUCCCAAAGAGAGAUAUAAACUAGGUUCAUUUGGUACAUUAAAUUAUAUAAGAAGUAAUAAAUGUUUGAUUUUAAUCUAUUAAUAUAGAUAUUCUAAAAAUUAUAUGGAAUUCCUAAAAUUCUGAUAUGUCCUGAUAUAAUGUUAUUGGUCAUAAUUCUAGUUAUUAUCUUAAAGUGUUGUAUGACACAACAAUAACCAAAUUGAUUGACCUUGUAAUCAGAUUUUAAACGCGCCUUCUUAAGCCUUAUGUCUUAAGAUGAUUCAGGUUUUAUUCUGAUGCCUUUGGAAAGUGCUUCCUCUUCAAGAUUUAUAAAAGGGAUUUUUGGAUAAAUACAAGUUUCUGACUUUCAGACCAUAAUGCUGAACGGAGUAAAAAAAACUGAAGAAUCCUAAUGAGAAACCUGAUGGCUUCAUAGGCUGUUAACAAAAAGAAUGUUACAAUAGGACUGAGAAAACUGGUGAAUAUGGCUAUAAGUAUUAUGGUUUCUAUCUAAAAAUUACUGGUUUAAAUCUGUGUUUUCCAGGUGUAAGGAAAACCUUCGCCUCAAACUAAUUAUGGCUUACAGUAAUUUGGUAAAUUAUACCUUUGUAAGCAGGAUUGAAACAUUUAUCUUUUCUCUAUCUAUUCCCUCUAGACAUUGGAAACUCUUAGGUUCUCAGCAGCUUUAUCAGAUAAAUUAGGAAGGCUACCUCACUAACAGGUAUAGAAAACGCAAGGUAUUUUGGGAAACCUGAAAAGGGAGGAAUUCACCUACAUCUGUUAGGCAAAAAUCUGUGAUAAGCCCUUGGCGUGGCUUUCCUAGCACUGAGAGGUCUUUUAGAAGUCUAGUCUGAGACUCCUUAUAAAAGAUUCAGCAAAGCAAAAAGCCUAUAUGAUGAAUUAUAGUUACAUAAAUUAUCAGGCCAAGUUUCUUUUGAGACCAGACUUAUUUUGCAAACAAAUUAGCCUUAAUCUGGUUAUAUUAGGUUAAAAUGAGGGUAAUUUUAGAGAGAAGAUUAUGUUUCAAUAAAUAUUAAGUGCCAGUUUUGCUGAUGGAGGUCUGUAUUUACUAAGAUUCACUCCCUGGAAAGUUCCUUGCUAUUGCGCUAAUAGUAAUGUAAAAUCCAACUAAGAUUUUUUUUUUGUAAUUUAUUUAUUUAUUUUUUGGCUGCGUUGAGUGUUUGUUGUUGUGUGCGGGCUUUCUCUAGAGGCUUCAGUAGUUGCGGCACAUGGACUCAGCAGUUGUGGUGCGCGGGCUCAGUUGCUCCGCUGCAUGUGGGAUCUUCCCGGACCAGGGCUCGAACCCGUGUCCCUUGCAUUGGCAGGCAGAUUCUUAACCACUGCGCCACCAGGGAAGUCCCUCCAACUAAGUUUUUAAAAGGACACUCUAAGUUUGUUCCUGAAGCUUAUCUCAGUAAUCUAUCUUUGGAUGAAAACCAGAUGCCCCACAACCUGCAACCAGGGGAUUAUGGAUACUAAAAGGAUGUAAUUUAAAGGACAACCUGCAACCUAGAUGGAAGGACACUUAUCAAAGGAGAAACUACACUCACACUAGGAAGAGAAGAAGCCGACAUCAGAAGUAGACAGCUAGCCCAAGAUGCUGGACCUGAGUCGUUUUUCUUCCCCCAAUCCCUCAGCUGCUGCUGCUGCUGCUCAGGAGGUCAGAUCUGCCACUGAUGGUAAUACCAGCACCACUCCGCCCACCUCUGCCAAGAAGAGAAAGUUAAACAGCAGCAGCAGCAGUAGCGGCAGUAACAGUAGUAACGAGAGAGAAGACUUUGAUUCCGCCUCUUCCUCUUCCACUCCUCCUUUACAACCCAGGGAUUCGGCAUCCCCUUCAACCUCGUCCUUCUGCCCGGGGGUUCCAGUGGCUGCUUCCAGCCACGUACCGAUACAGAAGAAGCUGCGUUUUGAAGACACCCUGGAGUUUGUAGGGUUUGAUGCGAAGAUGGCUGAGGAAUCCUCCUCCUCCUCCUCCUCAUCUUCACCAACUGCUGCAACAUCUCAGCAGCAGCAACUUAAAAAUAAGAGUAUAUUAAUCUCUUCUGUGGCUUCGGUGCAUCACGCAAACGGCCUAGCCAAAUCUUCUACCACCGUCUCUAGCUUUGCUAACAGCAAGCCUGGCUCAGCUAAGAAGUUAGUGAUCAAGAACUUUAAAGAUAAGCCUAAAUUACCAGAAAACUACACAGAUGAAACAUGGCAGAAACUGAAAGAAGCAGUGGAAGCUAUUCAGAAUAGUACUUCAAUUAAGUACAAUUUAGAAGAACUCUAUCAGAUCAUGAUCAGGAGCAUUUUUUUGUUUCUGGAUAGGACUUACGUUCUUCAAAAUUCAAUGUUACCCUCCAUUUGGGACAUGGGACUGGAGUUAUUUAGGGCUCAUAUUAUAAGUGAUCAGAAAGUCCAGAAUAAGACAAUUGAUGGCAUUCUUCUCUUGAUUGAGAGGGAAAGGAAUGGUGAAGCAAUUGAUAGAAGUUUACUCCGAAGCCUUUUAAGCAUGCUCUCUGAUUUGCAAAUUUAUCAGGAUUCUUUUGAACAACGGUUUUUGGAAGAAACUAACCGACUCUAUGCAGCCGAAGGCCAAAAAUUAAUGCAGGAAAGAGAGGUUCCUGAAUAUCUUCACCAUGUUAACAAACGUCUAGAAGAAGAAGCAGACAGACUUAUUACUUACUUAGAUCAGACCACCCAGAAGUCAUUAAUUGCUACUGUGGAAAAACAACUUCUAGGUGAACACUUAACAGCAAUUCUUCAGAAAGGUUUAAAUAACCUCCUUGAUGAAAACCGAAUUCAAGAUUUAUCCCUCCUGUAUCAGCUCUUCAGUAGAGUUCGAGGUGGCGUUCAGGUUCUCUUGCAGCAAUGGAUUGAAUAUAUUAAGGCAUUUGGUAGCACUAUUGUAAUUAAUCCUGAAAAGGAUAAAACCAUGGUUCAAGAAUUGCUGGAUUUUAAAGAUAAGGUUGACCAUAUAAUUGAUAUCUGUUUCCUGAAGAAUGAAAAAUUUAUCAACGCCAUGAAAGAAGCAUUUGAAACAUUCAUUAACAAAAGACCAAACAAGCCUGCUGAACUUAUAGCUAAAUAUGUAGAUUCAAAGCUUCGCGCAGGCAACAAAGAAGCUACAGAUGAAGAACUUGAGAAAAUGUUGGAUAAGAUUAUGAUUAUAUUUAGAUUUAUCUAUGGCAAGGAUGUUUUUGAGGCCUUCUAUAAGAAAGAUUUAGCCAAACGCCUGUUAGUUGGAAAGAGUGCAUCUGUGGAUGCUGAAAAAUCAAUGCUGUCCAAACUUAAACAUGAAUGUGGAGCUGCUUUCACCAGCAAACUUGAAGGAAUGUUUAAAGACAUGGAACUUUCUAAAGACAUCAUGAUUCAGUUCAAACAGGUAAAAUAUAUGCAGAACCAGAAUGUACCUGGGAAUAUUGAAUUAACUGUGAAUAUCCUGACAAUGGGUUAUUGGCCAACAUAUGUGCCUAUGGAAGUUCAUUUACCACCAGAGAUGGUAAAACUUCAGGAGAUUUUCAAGACAUUUUACCUAGGCAAACAUAGUGGCAGGAAACUUCAGUGGCAGUCAACCCUAGGACACUGUGUGCUAAAGGCAGAAUUUAAAGAGGGUAAAAAGGAACUCCAGGUCUCUCUUUUUCAAACACUGGUGCUGCUAAUGUUUAAUGAGGGAGAGGAGUUCAGUUUAGAAGAGAUCAAGCAGGCUACCGGAAUAGAGGAUGGAGAGUUAAGGAGAACACUGCAAUCAUUGGCCUGUGGCAAAGCCAGAGUUCUGGCGAAAAAUCCAAAGGGUAAAGAUAUCGAAGAUGGUGACAAGUUCGUUUGUAAUGAUGAUUUCAAGCACAAACUUUUCAGGAUAAAGAUCAAUCAAAUUCAGAUGAAAGAAACGGUUGAGGAACAAGCAAGCACUACAGAAAGAGUAUUUCAAGACAGACAGUAUCAAAUUGAUGCUGCAAUUGUUCGAAUUAUGAAGAUGAGAAAGACACUUAGCCACAAUCUCCUUGUUUCAGAAGUGUACAACCAAUUGAAAUUUCCAGUAAAGCCUGCUGAUCUUAAGAAGAGAAUAGAAUCCUUAAUUGACCGGGACUACAUGGAAAGAGAUAAAGAAAAUCCAAACCAGUACAAUUAUAUUGCGUAAAAUGUUGGCCUUGGAGCAUUUGAUGUCAUAUGCAGUAGCCAGUGGAUAAACUAACCUGUUAUUAUUUGACUUCCUUUAUACUACCAAUGACCAAAUGAAGCAGUGUAAUGGAAAUAGUUGAGUGACUUUUCAGUGGUUAACAUGCCCAUUUAAAGAGUAAUACUUACCUUUAAGAAGAAUAUUGUUGAACUCUUUGCAUGUUAUUUAGUAUGAUGUGCAGAAAACUCUCAAGAAAGUACCUGGUCUUCAUGAUUCCUAUUUGGAACUGGGGAAGAGGUCCCUAUGGCUAUUAAAAAAGAAGGAGGGGGGGUUCUUAUACACCAUUAAUUAUGAAGCAAAAGGUUUAUUUGCUUAAAAUGUCAUUUAAAGAUACUUAAACUGCAUGCAAACUUUAUUUACUGUACAGAGUUCUGGAUGUAUUUAUCAAAUAGAAAAACCACCCUGGACUUGAUUGUUCACCUGUUUUGUGAUUUCCAUUGAAGAGAAAAAUAAGUUGUCAUAGCUAUUGAUAUUUUACUAAGUAAUGUUCUGUUAUACUGAAAGGGAUGUUUUUAAAAAUUUUAUUUGGAAACAAGUUUUCAAGUAGAGGGACAGUUGCUUACAUAAUCUUGUAUACACACAUCCUAAAAUGUUCCAUUUGUGACAAUGGGAUGUGUGUAUAUGGUUCAGCCCUGAGUUUACUGUGCUGAUUAACAGGUACUUAUAAAAUUAGCUGAAAUAGAAAAUUGCUGAUGAAUUGUACUAGAAGAACAUGGUAGGAGAGAAAAAUCCAACUCUUUCUUCAUAUUAAAAAUGAAUAUAAUAUGAAUAUCACAAAAGAGACCAAAACCCACAUGUUUUAUAACUUUUUACAAGAGCAAAAAUUCAUAAAAUAGUUUUCAGCUUCCUUCAGACUUUAACAUUGUUUGGACAGUUUUGUCUUUAACUUGGACCAAUUGUAGAUUGUUACAGGCUUCCUGGGAUUUAGCAUUCCUAUUUUCUCUACCAAAGUUUGGUUUGGAAGCACCUCAACUCUCCUUUUUGUUGGCAUAUAAGCCUUUCCUGUCAUCCUUAUUUUAACUUCCUAAAGCCUUAGAUAGAACUAGAUCCUUCCUCAUUUCCCCCACACACCCCCUAGUUGGGAAUAUCAAAUUCUGUAUUAUGCUGAUCUUACUCCUUUCAGAAUUGCUUGAAGAUAAGGAGUUCUCAUAGCAACUGGACACCUGCUUUUCAGGGGAAUGUCCUAGGAUUGAUCAUACAUAGAAAAUAGCAAAAUAUUGUUUUUCAAAUUGAUGAUGUGAGUAAAAGGCUUCUUUUUACCAUCAGUGGUUUUUUGGGUUUGGGUUUUGGAUUUUAUUUUGCUUCCUUGUUUGUUUUUCCUUGAAGCUUUGAAGGGAAUUGAUCUUGGAGGAGAAGCAGAAAUUUUGUUUUGAUUAAAAAAAAUCAGAACUGCUUUAAUGGUUUUUGCAGCAGUGUAUUUCCUUGACUAUUUGGAGCCAUUAAGAAGAAUAUCUAGGUCCUAACUCUCAACUGAGAAGACUUUUGGCUCUUGUGUUUGCUAUUGAUUUUUUUCUUGAGUUCUCAAAGACCUGUGACCAGCUAUUUUUUUUAAAAAGCUGCCUGUUUUCUUUCUAAUUGCAUCAACUCACACACUGUUGUCUAAUAAUAUGUGGUAUUUAGAAUGCCUUCCUAAUUAUCUUUGAGCAGCCAUUGCCUGUAUUUUCUUCGCGCCUCCCUGGUUUCCUUACAUGAGCUUAUCUGACAAGGAAAUGCAGCUAUUUUGUUUGCCCUCUCUCCAUACUGGACCAUCUAAGUCAGUGUUCUAACUCAUCCCUGAUGGUCUCUGAAAUAUGUAGACUGUUCCACCAAACUCGAUAAUUACUCUUAAAGAAUUUUUAGGUAGAAUUGGCCCUAUUAGCAGAUUUCUUGGUGUCACCUUUGUUAUCUUGAAAGCUGGUCCCUUCCCUGAGGCUCUUAAUUUUUUUAAAACUUGAUGCUAUUUCAGCUGAAAAAAUUGGCCAGACUCUUAAAAACCAAAUCGAGGGGAGCUGUUUAAGAAAUUGAAAAGUAAUCACAAACAACAUUGGAUAAUUGUGACUUUCAGUUCUGUAUCAGAUGAAUUUUUGUGCUCUUUUCCCUGUGUACGUGGUGGUUCUAUUUUUCUCCAAUAAAACUUUUAUUUAAAAAAAGUUUCUGGAGAAGA